CGUCUGCCGUGUACGCUGUAUAGAAUGUAGCACAGAAUAGAUUAAUUUACUUAUUAAUUAAUCUAGAUUAAUCCAUUAUGUGGUAUAAGGUCUAUGAAAAAAACACUACCAAUUUGUUUCACAACAAAUUUCGGGUUACAACAUUUUUGUAACAUAACCAUAAAAAAGGCACGUUAUCGUCUGUCUUGAUAUGCAGCAAUGCAACUCUCACUUCCCCGCGACAUUAGAUAUCAUAAUAUGCCCCAUAUUAAAUCUUCAGGUCGUGCUCUUCCCAAAAAAAGAAUGCGAUCUGUCAUGGAGUCAAUAUAAACAGUAUAGGUAAUUUUUUUUUCUAUACUAUCCUAUCUACAUUUUAUUAUCUAAUGUCUAUGAAAAUGAACAAAUAAUUUGUCUUGAAUUUGUUCACUAUUCAAAAAAGCUUAGUGGAAACAAAUUGUAUCGAUUGUAUACGUGCGAGCGGCUAACCACCUACGUGGUAACUGGUAACUGUUUACAAUAAAAUAUUAUUUUCAGUAUUUUCACAGUAUGCAAUAUUAAUUAUUAAUUAUCUUACUGUUUCCUGGCUGAUAGACUUCAACAUACAUGAAAUUAUUUAAUUGUGUUAUUUUGAAUAAGAAUUUCUUUUGAAAUUGUUCUUAGGGACUGGCCAAUUAUUUUAAAUUUAUACUAUAUUAUAUAACCAUAAUUAAGUCAUAUAAUAUAUUUAUACAUAUAUUUUUUUUUAAACUUAAAAGUACCUGUACUAAAUGUUAUCCAUCCGUUAUUUUUUAAAAACCUUAUUGCCCUUAAAUUCAGGUAUUUAAUUAUUACCUACUUAUAGGUAUUAAUACUUAUUUAAUAUGAAUUAAGAUACAUUCACACUGUUGGGAUAUACGGUACGAUGAUAGUAAUUAUAAAAUUUGCUCACGGUUUUAUUUAACACUAUUUUAUUAUUGUCAUACUAUUUAUCACAGCAGCAUUGAAUGUGAAUACCUUACAAUUGUAUAAUUAUUUAAUUUAAUAAAAAUUUUAAUUUUAUAGUCUGUAAUAGGUCAUAUUGUACAGCAACUCUAAUCUUAAGCCGCACAAUGGUAUCUGACCCAAUCAUAACUAAAAAACAUCAAAUUCCUGAGGAUGAUGAGAAUGUUAUUUCUAAAAGGCAAUGUGUAGAACCUAGAAUUAAAAGGAAAAAAUGUGCUUUAUUAUUGGCAUACUCUGGACUAGGAUACUUUGGCUUACAAAGGUAAAUAUUUUACAUUGGAUUAAUUAUUCAAUAUAUAUCAAUAUUUCUUGUAGAAAUAAGGGGACAAACACAGUUGAAGAAGAACUGUUAAAAGCAUUAAAAUCUAAUAACUUAAUUACUGAUGAAGGUUUUGAACAGAUUCAAACAGUGCAUUUUCAGCGAGCUGCUAGAACUGACAAAGGAGUAUCUGCACUUCGACAAAUAAUUUCACUUUUAUUACGUAAGUUGUUUUCAAUUAAAUAUUGGUAAUUUAUAUAUAGAAAUAAAUAAAUUAAUGCAUCUUAUGAUACGAACAAAUAUAUGAAGAAAUACACAGACCAAAAAUUAUACAAAUUGAUCAUUAUUUUACAUAGAAAUAUUUAUUUAAAAUGAGUUAUCAAUAGACAUAGGUGUAGAUAUGUUACAGACAUAUUAUUUUAAUAUUUCAUACUAUAAUAGAUAACAACAGUAUUUGGAAGUUGUAUUUUAUUUUUUAUUUAAUACGUUUAUGAAUUUUUUUAAUAGUAUUUAAAUUGAAAUUGUUGUUUUUAUAGGCUAUAUUAUAGAUAAUAUUGAGCUCGUGUUGAUAAUUAUGUUUAUUUAAUGGAAUGCUUUAAAAUCCUGUAGAAUGUUAAAUUAAGAAAUAGUAUUUUUUGAGAAUAAAGAUAAUUAGAAUCAUGUAGUAUUAUAGCAUUAGUUUCAGCAGGUUUCCUGUAAACAUGAGCUCAAUAUUAUCUUUAAUAUAGUUCAUAAAAAUAAUUUAAAUUUAAAAACUAUUAAAAAAAUUAAAGAAUUAAAGAAAAAAUAAAACUCAACUCGCCAAAUAAUGUUGUUAACUAUUGUACUAUGAAGUAUCAAAAAUAUAUUUUGUUUUCUUAUAGAAUUUGCUAAAAUUCUGAACAAUAUUACAAAUAAUGUAAAACACUAAUAAUAAUUUAAUCAAACAUAAACAAUAGUACAAAAAACUUCACCAAAAAUUCCCCCUCUUUUGAAAAUGUUGGUAUACAUAAACAUAAAUGUAACUGUAAUAAAUUGUAUAUAGUUAAAACAAUAAGCAAUUUUAAAAUAAUAUAUAAAGAUCACAUUUCUGAAAUAAAAUUUAAAAAUACUGUCCCUAAUUCAAAUUUUACUAAACAUGAUGUUUUAUAAAAUAACCAUAAUAUAAGUUUUUAUAUGAAUAUAAACUUAAAAAUAUUAAAUAGCCAAAAUAACAUUUAUAUUAAUUCAGUUUUAAAAGAACUACACAUACAUAAUGAAUAAAGAAAAAUAUUUUAAAUUUACAAACCGAUUUUUAAAAAUAAUGUAAUAUAUUAAUACAUUUUAGAUAAUAUAUAAUAACCAAAUAAUUUAUAUUUCUUAUCAUAUUUAUUUCCAAUAAUAACUCAUUUUUAAUAAUCUCUCUAAAUUAAAUUAUUUCUAUGUAAAAUGACCAAUUUGUAUAAUUUUUCCUCUGUGUAUUCCUUCAUUUAUUUUUUUGUAUUCAGUGACAUUUUACUUUUCGACUUUGUGAUUUACCUGAUGAAUUUUUCAAUUGAAACCGGUCGUAUAAUAUGCAUAUCUUACUACUCCAAAUAACACAUUAAUUUAUUUAUUUCUAUAUAUUAAUUAUUUAUUUAUAUAUUUAUUUACGCAUAUUAACCAUUUAAUAAUUUUGUUUUUACUUUUAUUAUUUUAUUUAAUAUAGGUAUUGAUAAACUGGUCACUUAAUUAAUGUAUUCUAAUAAGUACUUAGGUACCCAAUCAAAAUAAGUAUUUUCUUUUAAUUUAACAAUUGUUUUCAAUAGAAGUUUAUUUAAAUAUAUUAUUUUUUUCAAAUUGCAUGGUUUUAAAUAUUGAUUCUGAUGUUCUUUUUAAAAACAGCUGCUUGUAGUUACUUUUUUAAUUAAAAUUAAAAUAACCUUAGGAAAAAUGAUGAAAUUUGUAAUUUUUCCAAAAGUGCUUGUAAUUUUUUUUAUGGUUUGUUCCGAAAAGUAAUAACUUCAAAAAUUUGUUUUUAAAAUAUUUUAGAAACCAGUAUCUCAACAAUUUUACAUUUCUUUUAAUUAAUUUUUUAUUUUUCCUGUCACUCUUAUUUUAGGGGGUGUAACUACUACUUGCUCUUGAUUUUCAAAUAGCAACCUAUAUUGAAAAUUCAUAAAUAGAUGAAAAUUGUAUUUAAAUAAAUUUUGGUGUUGGAAUUAUUAUUUUUUGUCAAUCCAUUGAUGAAAUAUUCCGCUUUUAAUUUUGGAUAAGAGAAGAAUAGUUGAAAUUAAAAAUGUUAACACCAAAAUUUAUUGUAACUUAAAUUUUACCUAUUUUUGAUAUAGAUUAAUAUUUAAAAAUUAAGUCAUUACCCCAAAAAAUAACAGUAUUUAUUAUUAACAUUUUUGAGUUAUUUGUUUCUUAAAAUUUAUAAAACACAAAUUCUGGAAAAUGUUCAUACUUUCUGAUAUAAUGAUUGUCUUACUUUAAGUUUAUCAGCCUGUGUAUAGUUAAAUAAUUAGUUAUAUACCUAGAAUGUAUUAAUUUUUUUACAUAAGCAACUUAUAAGACGAACAUUAAUGUGUGAAUAUGUUAAACUUUUUAAGAAUGAUUUAUAUUGUUAAACAUUUUUAUUUUGAAAUAAUGUUUCAUUUAAUAUAUUCCUGAUUUGUGAAUAACUUUUGAUAUUGAAUUUGAUUUAUUAAUUACUUGUAUUUUAUUGACUAUUUUAGCUGAAGAAGUAAAUAAAGAUGUAAUUAAUUCUGCUUUACCUGAGCAGAUUAGAGUACUGGAUAUCAGAAGAGUAACCAAAGGUUUUAACAGUAAAAAUUCAUGUGAUGGACGAACAUAUUCAUAUACUUGUCCAACAUUUGCUUUUGCUCCAUCGGAAACUCCUAUUGACUUCAACUAUCGCAUUGAUUCUACUGUUAUUGAUAGAAUAAAUGAAGUUAUAAAGAGUUUCUUAGGGUGUCACAACUAUCACAAUUACACUUCUAAGAAGUAAGUUUUAAUAGUAAUAAAUAAAUAAUAUUUUGAGUGAUUGGUUCAAACAUUUAUAUCAGAAAUUAUAAAUUUGACUUGGAAAAUGUUGAUAUUUAGAAAACCGGGUGAUCCAAGUGCAUAUAGGUACAUGGUCAGUUUUCACUGUGAUAAACCAUUUGAACAAGAUGGAGUUGAAUUAAUAUCAUUAUAUGUUAGAGGUAAUAUUUAUAGUACUAUUUUUUGUUAAAUAUAUUUUUUUUUAUUUUUAUUUUUCUCAGGACAAAGUUUUAUGCUUCAUCAGAUUCGUAAAAUGGUUGGUGUUAUUAUUGCUAUUUGUCGAGGUGUAGCUAAACAUGAUGUGAUAGAACGAUCAUGGAAUCAUGAUCGUCUUGAUUUACCUAUUGCUCCAGGUUUAGGCUUGGUUUUAGAAGAAGUUCAUUAUGAUAAGUACAAUGCAAAAUUUGGUAACGAUGGUAUGCAUGAGCGUUUAGAUUUCAUUGAGCUCAAUGAUCAAGUAGCUGCCUUCAGAGUUAAAUAUAUAUUGCCUACCAUAAUCAAAGUAGAAAAAGAAGAAAGCUCGUAUCCUUUAAAAGAAAUAGUUUAAAACAUUAAAUUUAAGUAUUUUUUAAAAUUUACAAUAUAUCAUACAGUUAAUACUUAUCUAAUAUUAUACAUACUAUUUUCAUAAAAAUUAAUGUAUAAUGUACAGUCAUAUCUAUGGCACGUAGUGGUCUUAAAUUUUGGACAAAGGUGGAUAGGUAGGAAAAAGACAAGAUCUCAACCUUUUAAAUGUUCGACUUGAAUUUUUUUUUUCCGUUUAUUAUACAAUUAAUAAAAAUAUUUUAUGGUUACCUGUAUGAUGGAACUUUAUUUUAUUUAAUCAUACUUGAUAAAUAAUAAAUAUACCUUAGUUCUGAAUUACUAGUAUGCAGUUAUGGCUUGAACAACUACCAUUACAUACUUUUGAAGUACGUACAGAAUACCGUCAUGUGCGAACAGAUGUUAAUGAUACAAAUACUCCAGAAUUAACAACAUUACAGGCAGCUGCUGAAUUAGUAAAAAAAGAAGAACAAACGGUUACAGAUUCAAAUAGAGAAAUUAAGCAUGAUAAUCUUUCAACAUUUGCAGGAGCUGCUCAAGCAAUCGAAUCGGAAAAAAAUUAAUUUUUAAGUUUACAGAUAAAAUAAUAACUAUUAUUAUGUAGAUUUCAAUAUUGUUUGUAUUUAAAUUAAAGAAAACAAAGUCUAUCUGUAAUUUUACAAUAUUUAAAUAGUUUUAAAGAAUACCAUUCAUAAAUCAUAUUUUAAUAAAAAUGUUAUUGACUUUGGGUAUUGCCUAAUGAUAAUUGAAAUAAUAAUGUACUGUAAUUGUGAAAUGUAUUUAUAAAAUUAUACUCGGUGAUAGAUGUUUUGAUGACAUCCUUUAAUUUUUGAAUUAAAUAUUUGUAGUGCUUUUAUAGUGAAUGAAAUCUAUUCCAUAUACCAUUUAUAUUAUCUUCAAAAUGUAUACUAUUAUUAUUUUAAGAAUAUUAAUUGUUCAUCAAUUUCAAUUGGCGAAAUUAAAUUAAUUUUAUCCAAAUCAAUGAAUAUGAACAGUUAAUUAAAUUAUAAUAUAAUAUAUGUAUGAUUCAAAAUUGUGAUAUCUGAAAUUAGGGGUGCUUUUGAAAUUUUUUCUGGUGGGAGGGGAUAACUAAAAAUACAUUUAACACACAAAAAAUAUUUACCCAAUAAGUAUUAAUAGUAUUAAUUUUAAUUAACAACAUGAACCUAUGUUUUAAUCAGCAAGAAAGUUUAAGUAGAAUUUAAAAUUUUAUAACAAAUAUACUUUUUGUAGUCUAAACCUAUAAUUGUUUUCUUGUAUUAUUUAAGUAUUAAUAUUUUAUAAAAAAGAAAAAAAGAUCAAAUAACAUAAUACAUUUAAAAGUAUUUAAAUUAUUUUUUUUUUGCCAUAUUUAUAUUUUAAAUGUUUUAAGAAAUAUUCAUUGCUUGAGAGAUUAAAUAUGGGUAUAUUGUUUAGUUAAUUUUAUUUAAUUUGGUUCUUUUUAAAAUAUCACACUGCAUAAUUUGUACUUAAAUACAAUUUUAAGUCUUAUAUGAAAAUGUGAUUAAUAAUUUUUUAAUAUUAAAGUAUGUAGAUAAUAAUUGAAGAUGUUAGUUUUAAAUCUAAACAUUUUGAAAAUUGUGUUUGUUAAUUUUAUAAUGAUACAAAUUGAUUAUAGUAUAAUUUAUUCCAUAAUCAAUAUAAUUCUUAACAAUUUAUUAAUUAUUAGUAAUAACACUUUCAAAUUGUAAUUAAUUAAAUUGAUAAAACACUCACUAUAGGAAUUAUAGGAUUCCAUUUAGUUUUAUUAUUUAUUAUUUAAAACGUCAUAAAAUUACUUAAAAAAUAAGAACAAAGUGAAAUGUGUUUACUAAUUAUUUAUUUAUUUUUAUCUACUGUAAAUAAUGUAUGUGUGUAUCUUCUUUGAAC
Messenger RNA from Cinara cedri, 6613 nucleotides. Lineage: Eukaryota; Metazoa; Arthropoda; Insecta; Hemiptera; Aphididae. The record is from the annotation of a GenBank genome assembly.